AUGAUGAUAUCUUCAUGUAAAGUGGUAUCAUCUUCUUCAUCAUCAUCAUCUUCGGCAUCGUCGGUUUGUUCAAAACCUGAAAAACCAAGAAUAAAUCAGGUUGGUAUCCAAUAUUUAUCCGAAGGUUUACAUCAAAAGAUCUUCCCAUCAACUCCAACUACAGAUUACUUAACUCCUCAACAUCCCGCUUUAAUCGAAAUUGCAAAAGGUCAUUUAAAGGAAAACAACUUGUUAAACAAAAAGACCCUUAUAACUGAUCCUAUCAAUAUAGACAACUUUCCUCCCUUAAUUGGAAAUAAGUCAUUAGAUGAACAUUUCUAUAAAAUAGGGUUAAGUGAUGCUGAUCCAUAUUUAUCCAUGUCUCAUAAUUUCUUAAAACAAGAUUCAGAAUUACCUCCUAUGCCCAAAAAUUGGCUCUUUGAAUCAGGUUGGACUAGAUAUGAAAAAGGUAAGAAACCAGAAUCUGUACCAUAUCCUUUAGAAGAUGAGUUAGUAUUUGAUGUUGAAGUUAUAUAUAAAAAGUCAAAUUAUUCAGUAUUAGCAACUUGUGCUUCAAGUAAAGCUUGGUAUGGUUGGGUAUCUCCAUUCUUAACCAAUUAUGCUAAGGAUCAAACUUAUGAUAAUUGGAAUCAUUUAAUUCCUAUGAAUUGUUUGAAUGAACCAAAAUUAAUCAUUGGUUAUAAUGUCAGUUAUGAUCGUGCUAGAAUCUUAGAAGAAUAUAAUAUCAAACAAUCAAAGGCGUUUUAUCUUGACGCUAUGGCUCUCCAUGUUUCCAUUAGUGGUAUUUGUUCUCAACAACGUUCAAAAUGGUUGAAACAUAAUAAAAAAAUGCAAGAGUUUAAGAAUGAUGAUUUCGAAUCAUCUGAUGCUGAAGAUUUUACUUCCAAGGAUAGUGAUGCUAUGAUUAAAGAUCUUGAACAUGAAGUUUAUGAAGAUCCUUGGUUGAAUAAAGGGGCUCCGAAUUCUUUAGCAAAUGUAUACCAAUUCCAUUGUGGUGAACAAAUGGAUAAAUCUGCUAGAGAAUAUUUCAGUACUGAAGAUCCGAUGGAAGUAAUUGAUAAUUUUAAUGACUUGAUGACUUAUUGUGCUGGUGAUGUUUACUAUACUUUCAAAUUAUCUAAGAAAUUAUUCCCUGAAUUCAGAGAAAAGAUUCCUCAUCCUGUUUCAUUUUCAGCCUUAAGACAUUUAAAUAAUUUAAUUUUACCAACAACUAAGAAAUGGGAAAAAUAUGUUGAACAUGCUGAAGAAAUUUAUCAAGAUAAUCGUUCUCAAGUAGUUAAAAAUCUUGAAGAUCGUGCCAAAGAAUUAGUUCAAUACAUUGAACAAAAAGAUGAUUCAUUAAUACCCGAAUAUGAAAAAGAUCCAUGGUUAAAUCAAUUAAAUUGGGAGCUUAAAGCAUUCAGAUUAAAGAAAAAUGGUGAACCAGUUGCAAAUCAAGCUUAUUUGAGUGGUUAUCCUGAAUGGUAUCGUGAAUUAUUCAAAAAUACCGAUAGAAAGAUAAAUUUAACCAUGAGAUCAAGAGUAUCUCCAUUAUUAUUAAGAUUAAAAUGGGAAGGGUACCCAUUAUUCUGGACUGAUUCCCAAGGUUGGUGUUUCAAAGUACCGUACGAUGAGCAGAAGAUCAAGGAAUUGAAGUUGAAAAAUUAUACUAUUGCAAAAUUGGAAUUAGAAGAUCAAGAAAAAUACUAUUCUGAAUUAAGAGAUAAUGGUAAUAGUUAUGAGUUAUUCAAAAUCCCUCAUCCUGAUGGUCCAAGUAGAAGAUGUACGAUUAUAAUGUCAAAGAGUUAUUUAAGAUAUUUUGAAGAUGGGACAUUAAGUUCAGAGUAUAAUUAUGCAUCUGAAAUUCUUGCCUUGAAUUCGACUGCAUCAUAUUGGAUGGGUAACAGAAAGAGAAUUAUGGAUCAAUUUGUGGUUUAUAAUGAUUCUAAACAAGAAUCAAAUCAUUUUUUCAGUACACCAGAACAAUCAAGUGAACAUAAAGAUAUGGGUAUAAUAUUACCAAAGUUAUGUUCAAUGGGUACAGUUACUAGAAGAGCUACUGAGAAUACAUGGUUAACUGCUUCAAAUGCUAAGAAGAACAGAAUCGGCUCUGAAUUGAAAGCUAUGAUUGAAGCACCAGAAGGUUUCUGUUUUGUUGGUGCUGAUGUUGAUUCAGAAGAAUUAUGGAUUGCUUCAUUAGUAGGUGAUUCAAUGUUUAAAAUACAUGGUGGUACUGCCUUAGGUUGGAUGACUUUAGAAGGUGAUAAGAAUGAAAAGACUGAUUUACAUUCUAAAACUUCAGAAAUUUUAGGAAUUUCAAGAGGUGAUGCUAAAGUUUUCAAUUAUGGUAGAAUUUAUGGUGCAGGUGUUAAAUUCGCUACUCGAUUAUUAAAACAAUUUAAUCCAAAAUUAAGCGAUCGUGAAGCUGAAAAGACUGCUCGUGAAUUAUAUGCCAAGACUAAAGGUCAAGUAUCAUCAUCAAGAUUCUUAAAGAGAAAAGUUUAUCAUGGUGGAUCUGAAUCAGUUAUGUUCAAUGCUUUAGAAUCCAUUGCUUAUUUACAACAUCCAAGAACACCAGUUUUAGGAGCAUCAAUCACUGAUGCCUUGACAGCUGGUAAUUUGAAUAAGAAUGAUUAUUUAACUUCAAGAAUAAAUUGGACCAUUCAAAGUUCAGGAGUGGAUUAUUUACAUUUAUUAAUUGUUUCCAUGGCAUAUUUGAUUGAAAGAUAUAAUGUGAAUGCUAGAUUAGCCAUCACAGUUCAUGAUGAAUUAAGAUAUCUUGUAGUUGAGGAAGAUAAGUAUUUAGCUGCAUUAUUAUUACAAAUCAGUAAUCUUUGGACUAGAGCUAUGUUUUGUGAACAAUUAGGUAUUAAUGAGGUUCCACAAUCAGCAGCAUUCUUUUCUGAAGUUGACAUUGAUCAUGUAUUAAGAAAAGAAGUUCAUAUGGAUUGUAUAACUCCUUCUAAUCCUACUGCCAUCCCACCUGGAGAAUCAUUAACUAUUUUACAAUUAUUAGAAUUAACUAGAAAUGGUGCUGUAUUAAAGGACCAAGAUGAUAAAAAUAAUAAUAAGAAUAGUAAUAAUGGUGAUGGUAAUCCAAAUAUACCACGAUUGAGUAAUUUCAAUUAUAAUUUCCGGCAACCAUUUAUAAGUGAAGUUGAUAAUGAAUUAAGUGUUGCAAGUAAGAUUGCUAAACUUAAGUUACAAUCAUCAGUUGAUAAAGCUGAAUGGAAGAAGAACAUUGGAGGAUUUAUUAGGCUGUUAGAAGAAAACGAUGAAUCAGAAGUUUUCGAAUUGAUUAAGCAGCAAAAUGAAUCCAGACAAGGUGUUGCUUCUUCUCCAACGGGAUAUAGACGUAUUAAGAGACGAAAUGUUGAAGAAUUUGAUAUUUCAAGUGAUGGUGUGAAUUCUAUCAUGGGUAAUAAGGGGUACAAUGAUGAAAAUUCCUAUAAGGAAUCAUCAUUUAAACCUAAGUAUGUUACUUACGAUAAAUUUCGACGAAGUGGUAAAUAUAAGAUUGAUUUAGAUGAUAAGAGACCACGACAAUUUUCAACGAUAUUAAACGACCAACCAUCAUCCACCAGUUUACAACGUACAACCACCAAUCCAAGUAAAAGUAGUACUACAACAAGUACUGCUGCCACUACACCCACACAGUCGAUAUCGCCAGAUGAUAAGAAUCAAUUCUAUGCAUCUAAAUGGCGUCGACGAUCAUCGCGAGCGGAAAAUGUCUUUUAAACUUGAAUGAAAAUCAAAAAAAAAAAAAAAUUUAAAAAAAAAAAUGAAAGAUUAUUAUAUCCAUCGUUAUUGAAGUUUUUCACCCUUAUUU
Messenger RNA from Scheffersomyces coipomensis, 3808 nucleotides. RefSeq names its product DNA-directed DNA polymerase gamma. The record is from RefSeq and is a predicted model, not a curated record. Gene Ontology annotation, cellular component: mitochondrion; gamma DNA polymerase complex. The coding region runs from base 1 to 3717 and encodes 1238 amino acids. Gene Ontology annotation, molecular function: DNA binding; 3'-5' exonuclease activity; DNA-directed DNA polymerase activity. Lineage: Eukaryota; Fungi; Ascomycota; Pichiomycetes; Serinales; Debaryomycetaceae. Gene Ontology annotation, biological process: mitochondrial DNA replication. The transcript has 3 exons.